Ricinus communis (castor bean) is the source of this 3371-nucleotide messenger RNA. RefSeq names its product SWI/SNF complex subunit SWI3D. The record is from RefSeq and is a predicted model, not a curated record. Lineage: Eukaryota; Viridiplantae; Streptophyta; Magnoliopsida; Malpighiales; Euphorbiaceae. The transcript has 7 exons. Gene Ontology annotation, molecular function: zinc ion binding; protein binding. Bases 242 to 3310 code for a protein of 1022 amino acids.
AGAUAUGCGAACCCCCUACCAUCAUAUCAUGGACCGCUGCUGCACACAAACACCGAAAACCGAUCCACGCUAAGACUGACUAUUGCCACACACAACUUUGACACAGUGCCACGACAAAAUUCACUUCACAUUACAUGAAAACAAUAAAAGCACCUCUGCUAAUAGCAAUUCACAGAAAUGGUGUAUAUCAUCAUCACUCUAUAGAAACCGAAGAAAAAACCCUCGACAAAACUCACUCAUAAUGGAGGACAAACCGGCGGGGGGGAGCUCGGCCACGGCGGGAGGAGACUCACCGGCAUCAGCCGAGCCGACGUCAUCGUCCCGGCGGAGAGCCAGUGGACAGAAGAGGAAAGCAAACGCACUAUCAACUUCAAACGCUUCAUCUACGCCAUCAAAACGGUUAACCCGAGAGAAAGCGGCGAUCUCUCAAAUUCCGGUCCAUAACGGUGGUCCGUUGACUAGAGCGCGGCAGAGCCCUAACAAUUUAGGAUCUACCGCGGCGGGUGGUGGGAUUAAGGUGGAAGAGAAGGUGGCAGCGGUGACAGCGACGGAAGCAGCAACGAUAGCGGCAUUGGAAGAGGAGGUGAGUAAAUUGGAGGAGUUGAAGGGUGGUAUAGAAGCUGAGUUUGAGGUUAUCAGAUCUCGUGAUUCUAAUGCUCAUGUCGUGCCUCAUCAUUGCGGCUGGUUUUCAUGGCCAAAAAUUCAUCCCCUUGAGGAGCGUGCCUUGCCUUCAUUCUUUAAUGGAAAGUCUAAAAUUCGGACACCUGAUAUCUACAUGGAGAUACGUAAUUGGAUUGUAAAAAGAUUUCAUUUAAAUCCAAAUGUACAGAUUGAAUUGAAAGAUCUGUCAGAGCUUGAUGUUGCAGACGUAGAUGCAAAGCAAGAGGUGCUAGAAUUCUUGGACUAUUGGGGAUUGAUAAAUUUCCACCCAUUCCCACAAACAGAUUCUCCUGCCAAUGCUGAUGGUGGUGGAAGAUCGGAAAAGGAGUUGUUGCUAGAAAAGUUAUUUCACUUUGAAACCAUUCAACCAUGCCUGCCUGUUAUUUCUAGGCCUAAUGUCUCUUCUCCUGCUUUGCCAUCUGGGUUCUUUCCUGAUUCUUCAAUUGCAGAUGAGUUGGUGAGGCCUGAGGGACCAGCUGUUGAGUACCACUGCAAUUCUUGUUCAGCCGAUUGCUCCCGGAAACGGUACCAUUGCCAGACACAGGCAGAUUAUGAUUUAUGUGCUGACUGCUUUAAUAAUGGGAAGUUUGGCUCAGACAUGUCUUCAUCUGAUUUUAUUCUUAUGGAGCCUGCUGAGGCUCCUGGCAUAAGUGGUGGAAAGUGGACUGAUCAGGAGACCUUACUUCUCCUUGAAGCAUUGGAACUUUAUAAAGAAAACUGGAAUGAGAUUGCAGAGCAUGUUGCCACAAAAACCAAAGCUCAGUGUAUAUUGCACUUUGUUCAAAUGCCAAUCGAGGAUGUCUUCUUUGACUGUUGUGAUGAUGUAGAUGGGAAUUCCAAAGAAACUACAGAUCCACCUGCGAACAUGGAUGAAACAUCUGCUCCUAAAGAUGGAAUGGAAACAACCGAGGAUAAGACUGGUGCUAAGCAGGAUCAGACGUUAACCUCCUCAACAGAAGAUGCAAAUGAAGUAAAAGUUUGUCAGGAAAUUGCAAGGCCUGACAAUGGCAGUGAAGCUAUAAUUGUUGAGGAAACUUCAAAAUCAAAAGAUAUUAGUGAAGUGAAGGCCGAUCAACAUAUGGGUGAAAAUUUUGCACUCAAAGCUCUUACUGAAGCAUUUGAAGGUGUUGGCUAUCCUUCUACUCCAGAAAACCGACUUUCAUUUGCGGAGGUUGGAAAUCCUGUCAUGGCUUUGGCAGCAUUUUUGGGAAGAUUGGUGGGAAGGGAUGUUGCUAUUGCUUCUGCUCAGAGCUCUUUGAAAUCCUUAAAUAGUGAAUCCCCUGGCAUGCAGCUGGCAGCAAGGCACUGCUUUCUUUUGGAAGAUCCACCAGAUGAUAAAAAGGGGCCAGCUGGUAUUGGUUGCAGUGCCACUGAAAUUUCUAAUCAAGAUGCUGCUAAAGACAACCAGGAGGGGCAAACCCAGAGAGGAAAUGACUCUCCAUCAGUUCUGGAUGGCAGUGAUUUAUUAAAUGAUUCCAGCAACAAGAAAAUUGAAGCUUUUGCUCCAGAAGAAAAGCAGCCUCCAGAUUCUUCAAAUGAAGAAUCCAACAAGAAACUAAACACUGUAAACUAUGCAGGCAUUGCAGCUUCUCAUGCGGAAGUUGAACCUGGUAAAUUGAAGGAAUUUAAUGAAUCAGAGUCAGAAAAAGAACCUCAAAUGAGUAUUUUGAAAGAAACAAAUGAGAUAUCAUCCAAGUCCGAAACUCCACCAAGUUCCGUCAAGGAAACAGAACAAUCCUUACCGACUGUGCAUUCUCAGCUUACGGAGAUCUCUAAGGAUGUGGAUAUGGUAUCUGAUUUGAAACUUUCUGAUUCUAAUGAACCUUGUCAGUCAAUUGCAUCAGUGUUGAUUGAAGAGCCCUCUCAAGCUGCAGAGGUAUCAGAGGAUGUAGACAUGGUAUCGCAUUCUCUGCCCCAAGAGAACAUUGAGCAACAGCAAAAAGUGAAAACAAAUUCAGCAGGAGAUCACUCUCACCCUACAGAGGCACCAAAGGAUGUAAAAAUGUUGUCUUCACUGCCUUCAGAAGCAAAAGAGCCUCAACAACAGCCUGUUGCCCCAAUAUCGUUGGUUGAAAAUGGAGAAACUCCAGACGAGGACCAGAAGGACGGAAAGAAAGAGAAGCCUGAUAGUAAUGAGAUUAAAGAUGAUCAUAACAUCGAUAAAAUAAAGAGUGCUGCAAUUUCUGCACUCUCAGCAGCAGCAGUGAAGGCUAAACUUCUUGCAAACCAGGAGGAAGACCAAAUCAGACAACUUGCUGCAUCAUUGAUAGAAAAGCAGUUGCAUAAGCUGGAAACGAAGUUGUCUUUCUUUAAUGAAAUGGACCAUAUAAUCAUGAGGGUUAGGGAGCAACUCGACAAGUCAAGGCAGAGGCUGUAUCAUGAGAGAGCGCAGAUUAUUGCAACCCGACUUGGGAUACCACCAUCCUCGUCUAGAGCAAUGCCACCGACAUUACCCACCAAUAGAAUCGCAAUGAAUAUUGCAAACUCAAUACCAAGACCCCCUGUGAACAUGAAUUCCCAAAGGCCCCCAAUUUCAAGACCCAUCGGGGCAUUGGCUCCUAUCCCGUCUAACCCAUUUGUAUCAACUACAGCAGGAAAUUCAAUUCGGCCUUCUGGGCAGGACAAUCUUUCUUCAGUUGUGACAAAGUAGUCUUCCCCCAGGAGGCAUGUGAAUAGAGUUCCAUUGAUAUAUAUAUUUUUUUUUACACCAA